AUGACAGCUACUCAAAAUUCGACCGAUAUUGGCAACGGUAAUGGCGAUAGUGAUAAAUCGAUUAAUCCGAUUACAUUCCUUAAUACCUUGCAUCACAAGUUAAAGACACCGAACCCACCACAUUAUGACUGCACUCCAGAUCCCCAGGGCGGUGGUUUCUAUUGCACAUUGAUUUUCUUUGACCAAACAUUUAAAUCAACGGUUCCUAAGCCAAAGAAACAACUGGCCAAAGAAGCAGUCGCAACAAUUGCCAUGGAGAGUUUUGAGAAGCAAAUGUCCAAAACUUUUCAACAAGUCCGUCAGACUUUGCUUUCAGCUAAUUCGGCCCCUAAAAAACAAACAGACAUGAAGGGAUUCGUUUAUAUGGAUUGCGUUGUUGCCAAGCGGUUAUUUACUCCAGAAGUUGCCUUUUUUAAUAAAAAAGAGGCAAAAGAUUAUAUUUCUGACAAAGCCUUCAAUAUUCUUUACCAAGAAUUUUGCGAACAAGAACAACGUCAAGUAGAGGAAAGAAUGAGAUCUGAAAGAAGUAAAUUCGAUUUCCCUUCUGGUGACACUCAAUCAAGCACUGUAACAUUUGUUCCGCAAGUGUUCACUUCGGAUAACAAUGAAAAAAGCUCAUUUCUCACGACUCCCCCGGCCACUACAACUGCUGUCAGUAUCGGUUCAUACAAUACCACAACUAACAUUCCACCACUUCCUCCUGUUAGUUCCCAAGGGAUGAGCAGUAAUUAUGAUUACACAAAUAACGGUGUAUCAACAUUUCCAACUCUUGAUUCUCGAGGAAGUGGUAAUAAAAGUGGUUCUUCUACCGAAACUUACAACAAAGAAACUCCAACGAGUUUUGUUUGGUCGAAUGCCAGUGAAUUAGGACCUCCGCCAACGAGUGCUUUACUUGAAAAUGCUUUGCACCAAACUGCUCAUGCUUCUUUUCGACCUCCAAGCGUAACAUCGUCGUCACAAGUGGUAUUUCCAAACCUUGGUUUUAACUCCUACCAGCCUCCACAACAACCUCAGAUUCCUCCAGUACGCUUUCAACCUCCUCAACAACCUUUACUGCCUUCGGUACCUUAUCAGCCUCUUCAACAGCCUCAGAUGCUUUCGACGCCUUACCAACAUACACAGUUUCCAAUGCCCACAGCACCCUAUCAGCCUCCUCAGCCAUCACAAUUUUCUCAACGUCCUCGUAAAGUAAAAAAUAAAAAAAAUCUAUUGCACAAAGGGGCGUUCAUUUAUAAGCGAUACAUUAGUUUGCUAUUCGAAUUCGCGCAAGCUCAACAUUGGGCGAAUCCGGAAUUCGAAUUUCAAAAUAUGUUUGGCGAAUUCAAGGGAAUGGUAACUAUCAAUGGCCGCACUUUUGUUGGAACAAAAUUGUGCAAAAAGAAAAGUGAGGCUAAAGAAGAUGUUGCCGAAGUUGCUUACAAAUUCUAUGUGGAUAAUCCCAUUUAUAUGUAA
Molecule: messenger RNA, 1452 nt
Organism: Racocetra fulgida
Lineage: Eukaryota; Fungi; Glomeromycota; Glomeromycetes; Diversisporales; Gigasporaceae
Source: the annotation of a GenBank genome assembly